This is a messenger RNA of Formica exsecta, 10461 nucleotides long. RefSeq lists its product as uncharacterized. Lineage: Eukaryota; Metazoa; Arthropoda; Insecta; Hymenoptera; Formicidae. The record is from RefSeq and is a predicted model, not a curated record. Gene Ontology annotation, molecular function: neurotransmitter transmembrane transporter activity; L-glutamate transmembrane transporter activity. Gene Ontology annotation, biological process: regulation of synapse structure or activity; transmembrane transport; neurotransmitter loading into synaptic vesicle. The transcript is spliced from 11 exons. The coding region runs from base 513 to 6116 and encodes 1867 amino acids. Gene Ontology annotation, cellular component: synaptic vesicle membrane; excitatory synapse.
UUAUGUAAUACAUAUAUACUGUGUGUCGUUCCUAAUAGCAAGCAUAUUAGCAUAUUUAGCUAGUCGUGCGGUAAUAACGAAGUUAAGCAAUUUAACUGAAGGGAAUACGCGACAAAUUGUCUCGUAUAAUUGCGUCAGCCGGUCUUAAAAAUGAUAUAAGAGUCCAGCACGCGCAUUGAGGACAUUAUUAUACGAUAUUAGAAAUACGAAAUAUCUUGUUUAUUACGCGAAAAAAAGUGUGUUAUAUCCAUACAAACAUGUAUAUAAAACCGUGAAUAUAGGAAAGGAAUUCAAUUAGCUGACAUAAUUUUUUAUCAAACCUAUCUUCAAGAUAUCACGGGAAGGGAUUGGUAGUGACAUUUCUAGAGGUUGUACAUAUAUUUGUUGUUCAUUAUUUAGAAUGCCUAUUGUAGAGGCAAUAUCUAGAGACUGUUUAAGACAUAUAUGUAGAAAAUUGUUAUAAAAUUAUAAUAUAUAUAUUAUAAUCGUGUGCAAAAUUUUAAUCUCCUAUCAUGACAGACGACCAGCUAUAUGUGUCGUUUAGGAACGAACAAACAUUAUCGAUAAAUUUAUGCGAAUAUACAAAUCGAAACGCGGCAUUCGAUUUAGAAACAUAUGGACCUUAUCUCGACAAGAUUCGAGAGCUCUUCGUACCCAGUCUGGAAUACAGAAUCCAUUCCUUGUUGAAAGAGUUCGUGUACAGCAGGGAUUCUCGAUGGGCAAUGCAAUUUCCAUAUUUCAAGAAAUUCGUCGAUGCGAUAACCACUUGGAGAGAUCCUUUAAUUAAAGCGGCCGAAUACGAUAUCGGGACGAUGGAAAAAGCGAUAAGAAGUACUGUCAAACGCGUAGUGAAAGACGAUCUGGUUACCAGCUUCCUGGAUUCUAUUACUCUGCAUUAUAGAUUGAAUAAAAUUUGCCGCGAACUUGAUGCGCUAGGAAUCGAGGACAAUAUCUUGCGAAGCCUGAACGUAUGGAACUUUGUCAACGAGAAGAAGUAUCGAGCGGAUCACGAUUACAUCACGUAUUUUCAUUCACAUAGGAAUCCCAAUACCGCGAUGGAUUGUAACGCAAAUUCGAGCGACGUGACGAUAUCGCCCUGCGAUGCGAAAAGGCCGGCCAGAUGUAUAAAAGCUAUCGAAUUAGCGACGCAUGACUCUUAUCGUGAGAAAAAUAUUGAGCAACCAACGACAUCGGAGUGUCAAUCAACGACGUAUCGGCAAGUCGUCGACGCGAAUCAUGAUUUUCAUCGACAGCAAACAGGAGACGAUUUUACAGACAACGUAGCGAUAUCGCAAAAUGAUGAUAAGAUGGUCGAAUCUGUCAACGAGGGACCUUGCGAUGCCGAAUCCGCGAAGAUACAGAGCUUAGGUAAGAGAUUAAAGAUGAUCAUCCGUAAGAUGUAUCCAGAGGAUUGCAGCUGCCCGACACUUUCCGGAUCUAUCGUCACUCACUUGGUCUUACCUUGCAAGCCGAGCGAUUUGAUCGGGCGAAUUUUCGAGGCCGAUCCGUCUUUGACCGAAUCUUGCUUUAUAGUGAUGAAGCGAAAAUUCCUAAUCAGCGUGCACAACGUCUGCUCGUGUCUCAACGAUAUUCUCGGUAAAUUAGACGUCAAAUUCACGAGGACGUUGUAUCUCAAUUGCGAGAUAUAUCCCGGAUAUAUUCGCUUCAGAUUGAAAAGCGGUAAUGUCAAUAAAUGCUUAUUCGUCGCCAGGAUACCGAUAUGUCAGAAUGUUCGUAGACGUACGAUUCUACGGAAUUCGGCCAUCUCGACUCGCAAUUCAAAACUGAGUACGGAUGCGAAAGAAUCAAGGUGUUGUAAACGAUGCAACGAUGACGAUAACGAUACACUCGCGCGUAUCGAUGAAGAAAGUCAAGAGUUGGAUGACACAUGCUGUUCAUCGAAUCGAAACGUAAAAGACACAAUAAAUAUGUCACGAUACGAGACUGGAAAUGAAAACAAAGAAGCAAUUACAUGCACGAUUACGGAAUGUGUUCCGAAGUGUCUUCAAGAUCUUACGACCUUCUGCUGUAACAAAUCUCGCGAAAACAUUGCCGAAGAGAUAUGUGACGUAACGUCGCACGUUGAUAACUCGGAGGAAAUAAAUAGAAAGUGUCAGAAGAUCUCGGAUUCGAUCGAAAUCGAUCGUGAAAACAAUGCGGAGAAUUCAAUCACAAUGACGAAUGACGAUGAUUCAAUUACAAUUACGAGAUUGAUCGACGACGCGAGUUGCGUGUGCUUAUCGUCUGAAAAUCUCAUCGAAACGAACCACGAGACGGAGAAUAUUUGUAGCAACAGAGAUCCGGACGAUUUCUCGCAACACGAUCGUUCUCGUUCGCCGGAUGAAAAAUCAAAUUUGAGAGAAGAUUGCGACAUUAAUACGUGUAGUAUCAUGUCAUUCGUACAAAAUUCCGAGCGCGACAAACAAUUGGUGGAAUUAAAUUGCAAUCGUUUCUUGGACCAUAAUAUCAGAGCAAUCGAUAAACGCUCGGAGGACGAUGGCUCGUUAAAUUCGGCGAAGACAGAAAUUGGACACGACUCGAGCUGUUUCUCGAGUCACGGAGACGAUUUUAUAGACAUCACGGUCGUCGAUAAUAUUUUAUCUCAAGACGAUCUUGAUGCGGCGAAAACUUGGAGCGCGUAUUGUUUCAAGCCGAAAGUAUCAUCCGAGAACAACGAUUCUUUGGCGGUUUUCGUUCAAACGCCCAGAUUACGAGUGUCAUCAAAAGGCAUCAGUGUGAACGUGAGUUAUCCUCGAGCCGUAAUUUGCUUGGCAUCCGGUGACGAUGGAAGCACAUCUACGAAGACACGCGACAGGAUCCGCGUGGUGGAUCCUUCCGCUCGAAUCGUUCCGAGGAAAGGGCAUGAAAUUCUUCGCAAUAAAAGAGUUUCCGAUAAAACAAGAGAUUUUAUUAGACCAUCGAGAAAAUCUCUCGAUAUUUCUACGGAAGAAUAUCUUUGCGCAACAUCCAAUACGUCGCGAUGCUCUCGCUCGACGAGUAAAUUUACUACGAGCGACAGGCAAGAAGAAUUUGAAAAAUCUCACGAGUCCGCAAGACUGUCAAAAUUUUGCGUAAGCUCAUCGAAUAGUUUUCGCAGCGUAACUUCUUUCACUACGAUCAAGUAUGGAACAGCAUCACGUAAAGAUAAUGAUUACUCUGUCAAAGUACGACCGCAAGCGAUACUCGUGAUGACAAAAUUUCGCGAGUCCGUCGACAGAUCUGUCGGUAGAAUAAAGCGUCUGAUUCACGCGAAACUGAGAAAAAUAUUAUUCAACGACGGAAACAAAACGACGAAUGCAUCGAGAAGCUUUUGGAAGAACGAACAAUCCUCCGAAGAUACUACGAGAGGGAUGACAAGCGGAAGAUGCGUCAGACAGGGUUACAGCAUUACUUCGUGCUCAACUUGUAAUUGCUGCAGACAAAGCUGUACUCUUUCAUCGUGUGAAUCUUCGAACGUGAUUCUGUCAAUCCGCAAAAAUCGAUGUAAACAAGGGAGCAAAGGUGAGAUGAAGUUUCGCGAUCGAUUGACCGGUGGCAGCGAGACCUUGUCAACUUUUCGCUCGAUCGAAACUACUUACGAUUCGUUGACUCCUACAAUAGUCAAGGAUAUGGAAAAAUAUGUGUUGAGCAGAAGCGAUCGAUGCAACAAAAAGGAAAAGAUCGAGCGAAAUAUUGUAAAAAGCCGUAAUUCUUGCGACUUUAAAAAUUAUGGGACAAGUAUAACAAUUUCUUCGCAAUCAGCCAAAGCAUCCGGAAACAAUUCGAAAUAUCGCGAACGUUACACGUGCAAACAGCGAGAGGAGGCACGUGACGAUAAACGUGUCUAUGAAGGGAUACGUAAUCAAGAUCGAUGGAAGGAGACGCGACGUACAUGCGAACGACGUGAAAGGACGCACAGAGAAGUACCGAUUAAAUAUUCUAGCAACGAAUCUCUCGGAGCGUCAUCGUCGUACACUCGGCGAGGGAGAGUUAAAAAUGAGCAUAAGCAAUUUCGAUCUGGCAGAUCGAGGGUGAAAAACACGAGGGGAUUCGCAUCUUCGGGCAAGAAUUGGCAGAAGGACGCAGAUCGUUCCGUAGACGAUGAUCGUCUACGUAAGAAACGUGUCUUCGGGAUUUUGACCGACAUCUGCAACGAUUACGCGGAUGAUCUCGAUCUCGACUUCAAGUUACACUUGUUGCGAUACGUCGAACUCUGCAGGAGUGUCAAACGCGCAUUGAUAAAGACGCUGCAAUCCAACGACGAUUUUUACGAAGUCGACACGAUACUCAGAAGAAACAAGACCGGUUACGAGGAGUUCGAAGGCCCGCACGAGGGUAGCAAGGACAAUAGGGGGUUCGAGGAUGAGAGAGAAUAUAGUAGACAUGCCUCGUUUGAGUCACUUCCGGAACCGGAGAGACCACCGUUACGUCAUAUCGAUACAUAUUGCAUGCCGGAAUGCCCGUGCCUUUCCAAGAGGUACACUAUCGCGAUGCUGGCUUGCGUAGGAUUCAUUAUUUCGUUCGGCAUGAGAUGUAACAUGGGAAUGGCCAAGUUGGUGAUGAAAAACAGUACGGAGGGCGAGAAUAGCAGUGUCAAAUUCAACUGGACAAUAGGUAUGGAAAGUGCUCUCGAUUCAUCCUUCUUCUGGGGUUACCUGGUGACGCAGGUGCCCGGUGGCUUCGUCGCGUCGUUAUAUCCCGCGAACAAGAUAUUCGGCGCCGCUAUCGCGAUAUCUUCCUUCUUGAAUCUGCUGGUACCCGGCGCGUUAAAGGUGGAUCCUAUCGUCGACAUGAUCGUGCAAGUGAUGAAAGGACUGGUCGAGGGUGUUACGUAUCCGGCGUGCCACGGUAUUUGGAAAUACUGGGCGCCGCCUCUGGAGAGAUCGCGUCUGGCUACGUUAGCAUUUUGCGGAUCGUACGCUGCGAUGGUGAUAGGUAUGCCGCUUUCCGGAUACCUGAGUGCCUGGUUCGGCUGGACGGCGUCGUUUUACUUUUACGGCGUCUGCGGUCUGAUUUGGUACGGUUUCUGGUUGUGGCUGGCGUUCGAGAAGCCGUCUAAACAUCCGUGCAUCUCGGCCCGUGAGUUACGCUACAUCGAGGAUUCGCUCGGUCAAGGACAAUCACAGAUAGCCGUGCCCGUGCCCACCCUAGCGACAACGCCUUGGCGAAAAUUUCUCACCUCCAUGCCCGUAUACGCCAUCAUCGUCGCCAAUUUCUGCAGAUCGUGGAACUUCUAUCUGCUGGUGCUCUUUCAACCGCGUUUCAUGCACGAGUCCUUCCAAAUGCCGCUCGUCGAGACUGGAGUCAUCGGGUCGCUUCCGCAUCUAUUGAUGACGAUGAUUGUACCAUGCGGCGGUUUGUUGGCGGAUCAUCUCCGUAAACGCGGCAUCAUGUCGACGACGAAUGUCAGGAAAGUUUUCAAUUGCGGUGGUUUCGGUAUGGAAGCGCUUUUCUUCUUGGUGGUAGCACAAGCGACAACGUCCAGGAAUGGAACCGCGGCUACGGUCGCCCUCGCGAUCGGCGUCGCGUGCAGCGGUUUCGCCAUUUCCGGUUUCAAUGUCAAUCAUCUGGACAUCGCGCCUAGAUACGCCAGCAUCCUGAUGGGUAUGUCCAACGGGAUUGGUACCAUCGCUGGUCUCUUGGUUCCUUUCUUCGUGGAUAACAUCACGGAGAAAAAGGACGCGCACAGUUGGCGAAACGUUUUCAUCAUAGCAGCAUGCGUUCACAUCUUUGGAGUGACGUUUUAUGCGAUUUUCUGCUCCGGCGAGUUACAACCCUGGGCCGAUCCCACAUUAGAGGAACAAAAAGCCUGGAAUCCGAUGGACGAGUUCGGACAGACGAAACCGCCUGUGCCACCUCCGCCGAAAACCAUGCAAUCUGAAUUUAUAAAACAACCGUCCCAGGACGGAGUCGCCGACGACUGGAACACUUACGAGCAGCCGGCGCCUGAGAAUCAUUUAUACGCGCAACAAGACAAUAAAGCUCCCGUGAUAAGCUACGGUUCGACGGAGACCAACAGCAACAAUCCGUUCCAUUCGACAAAUCCGUUCGCCAGCGACGUUAGCGCAUCUCUCGUGCAGCCGCCAGCAACGGACAACUAUGCGCACGACGUCGUGCAUAAUCAGCAAUGGAAUUGAGUAUGGUCAGCCUCCGGAUAAAGCAAUCGGAUACGAGAAGAGUAGACUGCGUUUUCCCGAGGUUGUAGAUCAUUCGUUACCAUUAGCCGUCAAUCCGCCAGUUCCUUGGACAUACUGCGUCUUUAUUAUAUCAAAACUCGCAGAAGUAAAACCUGCAAAGAUCAUAAAUUCGCAAUUUUGUUUCCCUUGAGAGAAAAAGGUCGUCGUAACGGUCUUGUUUUUCUUGUGUGUCAAGGAAAAUAAAACAGAAACUUAACCAUCAAUUUAAAAUAUUAUAUAACAACAUAGGUGUCUUAUUCUGUUUAGUAAUUAUAAUAAUAAUUCGGAGAAAAUGUGAGAUAUACUUAUUAAAUGUAACUUAAUUUUAGUUAGAACUGUCGUUUGAUAUCAAUUAUGGAUUGUUUAACAAAUCUCGCAGUAUGUCUGAGGACCGUAUAUAUAAAUAAAGUUUCAAUGGUUUGAUGAUUCUACGAAUUGCAGGGUGCAGCUAGUUAAAUGUUAAAAUGCACAUUUCUAAGUUUCUCGGUAAAAACAUCCGCGAAUUUUUCUGUUGAGCGUAAUAUCUAAGAGUACAGAGAAUGAUGCUAUGAAUGGCCACGCGAAUGACUCGUAACGACAUCAGAGGAAUUUUAUCUCGACUACGUCGUAAAAUUAACGAGAUUCAUCGAUAGAUGAUCAAACGAUCGCUAUUUAUAUAAACUUUAUUGGAGAUGUGCAAUAUUUUUUACAGCGUUUUACGAUAAAUGAGAUAGCCAGUUUGAAACAAUUUAUCAUUUCGAAAACGAUAAGUCACUCGCAAUGCCUAAAAUUGAAUCUAAAGAUGUUUCUCUAGUUCAAGCUUCUACUAGGAAGGAUUUUAUAUCUUUAAUUCGUCGAUCUUUGCAUGCUUUCUUUAAAAUAAAAGUAAACGAGAAACGGCUGAUCAGACAAAAUUUUUGAAAAUGUAUCUUAUGUAAUGUACAAGUAGCCGCAUUUAUAUUUUUUGGAAAAGUCUGAAGCGAGUUAUCAAGUCAGGCUUUGCAAGUUGCAAUGCAAUAACCCAAAACGCGGUGAAUACAUAAAUUUUUUCAUGAGAUAUUAGGUGGAAGAAAAUAUUGUCCUAAUUUAUAGGACGAUUAAGAUAUACGAUAUCCGCAAAAUAUUGUACUUGCGAAUGUCCUUUUUAUAAAAAGUAUUAAUAGCAAAGAUGCUGCUUAUAUUAGCGACGAGAUCGAGAUAUGUCCCAAAUCGACAAUAAUUCAAACCGUUGCAGACAAUAAUUUUCUCUGUGGACAAUAAUUAAGGGCAAGGUUUGAAAAAAAAAAACGAAAUAGCAAUCACGAGAGAUCUCGGUGCGCGCGACAUGGCUCAAUCGCUGAAACUUUUAGGUAUUUCUUCCCCUCUUCUUCGAAUUUUUCCGAUUUACAAUUAAGUUACUUACGCGAAGAAAUAUAGCAAUAAAGAAGAAAGAAAGUUUACGAAAUCGAUAUAAUAAACGGCGUAUAAAUCGUUUGUCGAAAUUCAAAUUAUACGCAAAGACGCGCAAGAUCUUACGCACACUUGGAUAUAGUACAAUUAAAUUUGGAAUAAAAUAAUGGAAAUCCAUACAGCAUAGAUAUUCGGAGAAAUUAUCUUUGAAUAUUCACUUGAAUAUUCGAGUUGCAAUAUCCAAUUUUCCGGAUACUUCUUAAUUCUCGGACAUAUAUUGACUGUGAGUUAGAUAAAAUUAAAAAAAAAUGUUUAUAAGAACAAUUAACAGCAACACACUAACAAAGAUUCAGAGAUCUGGAUAUUAUGAGAUAUUUGAAUAUCAAAGGAAUAUGUACAAAUAUUCACUCAGGAUAUUUAUGAUGUAUGGAUAUUGCGUGUGCGAAGUUGGUGAGCAUAAAAAGCGCGAAAAACCGCAAGGGGAAAGUGGAACUAUUACUUAAUUUUCCAUUAAUAUUCGCCAGAAACGGAGUGCGAAUUAUUUGAAAGAUAGUAAAACGGGACGAUUGUAAAAAUGCAUGAUUAUACAAAUCGGAUUCUAAAUUGAUUAUCUGGUGCGAAUUUUCUCAAUAUCCGAGACAAGUCUGGAAACAUUCACGUAGCAGCUUAUAACUUGAAACGUAUGAAAGUAUUCGUAAGAAAGUGAUAACGAAAUGAAAGUAUCGUAAGAAAGUAUUGAUAAGCUAUUAAGUAGACAAAUCAUGAAAGUAAAUAUACAAAGAUCAAAAUAAGAUCGAAAUAUUUAGAAAAAAAGAAACAAAAUAUUAUACAUUGUCUAGAUGUAUUUCGUAUACAUACGUAUAUUAUACAUAUACAUACACAGACACACAUCUUUCACUCUAUAUAAAUAUAUAUGUAGGUCCUUCAUGAUCACGCAUGUGCGUGAUCAAAGGUAAAAACGGGACACAUACAAGGAAGCAGGAUGAAAAGCAUGCGGCUCAUUGCGUCGAAUAUUGCGAAUGAAUGAUGGUAAAAAAUGGGGUCUCGAAACGGCUAAUUUCGAUUGUUCCAUUUUUUUAUAUGCAGAAUAUUCAAUGUUCGAUGUAUUGUAGAAAACUAAAACUAUAUAUAUAUUUUUUUUUUUUUACAAAAAUAUCGAACUACGAACGAAACUACUCGAGAAAUAAAUUUUUGCGUUAUAACCGGGAUAAGACAAGAGAUUUUUUAAGAAUCGCAAGUAAUAAAGCCUUAUCUGUCAAUUAAUUUUAGAUGAACUUUGUUUUUACGUAAUUAUGACUCGGAUAAUUAGCGUUAAAAUUAGCAUUAAAAAAUAUUAAAUUUUUAUAUACUUUUAAUUAUAAAACUUUGUAGAGAGAAAAGUUAUUUCAGUUUUCCAGCAGGAACAUUUACAUAUGCUAUUAAACACUUAUGGAAAUACGUAUCUUAUGUCUAUCCAAUUGUUGCAAAUAAACAGAAAUAAUUUUUGAAUAUUUAUAAUAACGAAAAUUAAAACGAAGACGCAAUUAACCGAUUCGACCGCCUAGUGCUGACUCUAAUCUGAUGUGCAUUCACAUUUAUAAGUAAGGUACAUGGUACGUUAAUACGGCGAUGUGUAGUACAAGUAUAUUGAACUCCACGUGCGCGUGUGUAUGUGAGCCUACGAAUUGAGUAGCCUGAAUUUUCCGUUUUUCCUUCCAAGGAGGAUCCACAAAAUUAGUCAAUUUAUGCGAGACCUUUUUAAAAAUACAUACCGAUAUGAUAUAUGCACGUAUCGACAUUUAUGAUAUCGGCAAGUAUCGUCUCGCAUUCUCGUCGGCAAAUAAGAUUAUAUAUAGAUAUGUCAUACGCGUUAUUAUGUUGUACGUUAAUAUAAAUGUAACUAUAUAUACUGAUUUAUUUAUAUAUAUAUAUAAAUCACACAUGUCAUAGAUGUAUAUUACAUACAUAUAUUAAUGACAGCAAUGUGCGUGUGAUGAUCGAUAUAUGUGAGAAUGCUCGAUUAGAAAAAAAAAAAAGAACGAAAGAGAAGCUACGAGUAUUGAUUAUCGGGCGCUUCACUGUACGACAAUAAUAUUUAAACUAAAGCCUGAUGCACAUGUUACAACAGAGCACCAGAUUUAAAGUUUAAUUAUUUGUUUAAUCACGUGUGACUUCAUUACGUCGAUAUUUGCGAAUUGGGGUGUUUAAGAAUUCGCGCGUUCGAUGAACGGACUUCGACAUUGUCCUGUCAAGAUAGGAUAAAUUCUUAACUUAAAUAUUUCCAGAAAAUUAAUAAAAAAUAAAUUCUGAGAUGUUUCAAAUGAAAGAUAUUAAUGAAAAUAAAAAUUUGCUUCAUUACAUUAUAUAUCAGAAGAAAAGUAAGGAUUAUUUAAUCGUUUUACAAAUCAUGCUCUUUCAGUUAAUUGAAACUGAAAAUUAUCAGAAUUAAUUUACUUUCUAGUUUAAGAGCAAUUUUAAUUCAACAAAUUCUUGGUAAGAAAGAGAAUUUGUUUGAAUCUUCAACAAAGGAAGAACAUCGGCCCGUUCAUCGUAAAUCACGACGAAUUACCAAACACCCCGUGCACGCAACGGUAAUAAUCUCACUUCGUGACAAUGCGGGACGGAUAUAUAAUGACGGGUCACGAUUAGAACGCUCGCAUUAAUGAUGACAUGAAAAUGACGAUGCCGCAACGCGCAUUUUUUUCGCGCAGUGCAUCGACCGUGUGCACCACGUUUUAAAAAAGGGGCACGCAGGAUGAUAGAAAGUCGGAAACACACUUGCAACACGCUUGAAAUUAAUGAUACGCGCGUGAUAACAGUCAUCUAAACGUUGUGUACCAUCUGUGUCACUAUUACGCCAGGGAGAAACGAUUCGUUGUCAAGCUGGGACGUUGGAAAAAAAGCAGAUCUGAAACCUCACAGUGACAAUCUGCUUAAAAACAAAAUAAAAAAAAAAAAA